Molecule: messenger RNA, 667 nt
Organism: Vigna umbellata (rice bean)
Lineage: Eukaryota; Viridiplantae; Streptophyta; Magnoliopsida; Fabales; Fabaceae
Source: RefSeq, a predicted model, not a curated record
CCAAGCAAAAACACCAACCAGCACACACAGAUCAGCAAGAGCUACAUCACACUUUGCUAAGUUCUUCGAGUUCAUUUCCUUGAAAAUCAUACUGUGUGUUUGGUGAGUGUUAAGUGAGUUACUCUUGCAAAUAAGAAGAAGAAGAAGAAAAAGAAGAAACAUAUAUGGGGGCUAAGAAGUCAUCGUCCUUCUCCUUUUGUGGUAUUUUCAAGGCUUGUUUCUCAAACAGCAAGGAUGAUUACUACUAUAGCUACGAUGAUAAUAGCAGAAGGCACUUUGCAAGUGAUGAGGAUAGAGGGCGUUGGGUUGCUGAGCCUGGUAUUGACAGGAAAGCAUCUGCUUUCAUUGCUAGAUUCUAUGCCUCACGAGUCAGUGACUCUGAGCACCAAAUUGCGUCCUGAAACUCAAAUAACAAACCCUUUCUUCGUUGCUCUUCAUUCAUCAAACUAGUGCUUCCUUUAAUAACUCACACCAGUUACACUUGGUUCCUACCUCUCUCUAUCCCUGCAAAUGUAAUUCUCACGCACUUUCAUUUCCUUUGUGCUGGUUCUCACUCGAGGUGUGGAUCCAAACUUACUAUAGAUAGCUGCUAAAAUAAUGCGUGUGCUCAGUAAUAAUGUAAAAACUCAUUAUACUUUUGUUUUCUCUUCUCUCCAUUCGUUGUUAU